AUCAGUAGUUAAGUGAAAAGUGCAGUGGAUAAGUGUUUGAAUGUCCUCUUGGUGUCAAGUGACAUCCUCCACGAGGGUAGCUGACACCACGGAGAUGACCUCUGCCUCGGUAUUAUGACCCCUUUCGUCCGCCAUAUUUGAUUCGAACAAUAUCGCGUGUGGACAGAGCUUGUUUACUACUUUGGAAGUCGAAUGGCGGUUGUUCUCUUCGCACGCGUGAAGCGGCAUUGCGUCCUUUCUGCUCGCGCGGCGUGUGAACUUUGACCUUGGAGACACUGCAUUGUUUACAAUCAAGAUAAAGUUCUGUGACAAAUCUCUUUGUGAUGGUCAAACUUUUCUUUCAGCGUUGAGAGCAAAAUUAUUGUAUUGACUGACAAGAGAAGAAUCUUCUUCUGCUUCAGGUAAAUGAGCACCUAGCAAUUUUUCUCAUCUAAGAAAGAGUUCUCAUUGUCUACGAGAAAAAUAAAGAAAUUUUAAUAAUGAAUUAAAUUAAAAAAUAUUAAAAAGGUGAUAAUUAUUACUGCUUUAACUAGCUUCUGAAAAACUAAUUUAAGUAACAGGUAUAAUUAAAUAGCGAUUGAAGUAAUAUGUAUCAGUAACAUUUGUUUAGAAAGAUACCAAAAAUAGUACUAAAUCUGAAAUGCAAUUUGUCAAGCAACUGUCCGAAAGAUCUUGAAAAGUUUCCAUUCGAAAACUGAAAUGAGUUCUAAGAAAGAAAACUGAAAUAUUGAGAGUUUGAUCACCUGAAUGAAAGCCAUAAAAAUAACGGGAAUUGAAAAUCAUGUCCCUGUGAACUGAAAGAUAAAAUUUGCUUUGGAAAGUAGCAAUUAAGAAACUGAAAUAUUGUUGCAACGUUUCACAGUCUAUUGCUUGAUGAGAAAGCAUAAAAAUGUUCUAUGACGUAUUCGAUUCCAUUAGAAAUUCUUAAAAAGAGAAAUUAAAUAAAUGAAAUCUGAUGCUUAAAUAUUAUAUUCCUGGUGUUAAAUAUAUAACAAUAAUAAGAGCAAAGCAAAAGUCGUAGAAUUUUAUGUUAGUCUCAUAAUUUCUUUAAACAGAGAAAGACAGAUAUAGAUACCUCAUUCGAACCAAAAUAUGCAAAAAGAAUUUGUUUUGACAAGCAGAGAACAUUUUUAUGUAACGAGGUCUUCUUAGCAUUCCGCUUCAAUCUUUGGAGGCUAGCAGAUCACUUAAUCCUUAGAAUAACAUUUAUUUAAUUUUCCAGUCAUCGUCGGUGACAGUAUUAAAGACUAAGCCUUGUUGAAGCAUUUGUGUGUCCUCUUCGAAAUACAUUAACUUUCGCAGCUUAACAAAACAGUACCGCUUACUGACCCAAACAAGAAAAAUUAUGUGUUUAAUUCGUGCUUGUUUUUUCCCUGCAAAGGCGGCAACUUAGACAUUGCCAGAGACAGGACAUUAAACAUUUGCAACUCAGAACAUAUUUUUGAAUUGCCAGUGAAGGCAAAUCCAUCGACACCGUGACCAAUGCUGUUGAUGGGAACGGAGCCUCCGACGCCGGGAAUGCAGGACACCCAAGCCUCAUCUGGCGGAGUGCCGCCCGGCGGGAAAAAUGCCGCUGCUACUGACUUUUCUAUUGCUGCUAUCAUGGCUAGGGGAGCCCCUCCCAUUAAAGAGAAGACAAGUGAAAUUUCUUCUCCUCUUCCAUCAGAACUGUUGUCAUGGCCAAUGAGAUCUCCCUUUGCUUCUGAUUCUGAAAGCAGUGGCGGACCUUCACCAUCGUGGGACAGGAUCGGGGCUGCGAGCCAGAAGAGAGAUCGAGCCACACCUGCUUCCAGUGUUCCGGAGGAGGACGAGGAACCUGAAGUCGAUGAGGGUAGCGACUUCAACGACGAGGCCGUCGACGGCAAUUCCGGUAAAUCGCCGCGGCCGAAGAAAUCUCCGAGUUCCGCAUCCACGAAGCGGCGCUCCUCGUCAGAUGGUUCCGCCUCUGCCGCUAACCCUUACGCGGAGUCUUUGAAAGGUCGUUGUAACUGUCAAGACCUUCUGAGGGUGGACUGCAUCCUCGAGAACAAGGACUUGUGGGAGAAGUUCAACGAGCUGGGGACGGAGAUGAUCAUCACCAAAACUGGGAGGAGAAUGUUUCCUACCUUAAGGGUUUCGUUUUCGGGAGUAGAAACGAUCGAACCCUUGCAGCAUGGCUCCAAUUACAAAUAUUCUGUACUUAUGGACAUCGUACCAGUAGACCAGAAAAGGUAUCGGUAUGCCUACCAUCGGUCAUCAUGGCUGGUGGCUGGAAAAGCAGAUCCCCCCUCUCCAGCACGGUUAUACACUCAUCCUGAUUCUCCUUUCACAGCUGACCAGCUCCGAAAACAGGUGGUGUCUUUCGAAAAGGUCAAACUGACCAACAAUGAGAUGGACAAACAAGGACAUAUAGUUCUUAAUUCUAUGCACAAGUACCAACCGAGAAUUCAUUUAGUACGGCGCAGGAAUACCCACGGUUCUGGCGGUCCUAUCACGGAUCUUGAAGCAGAAGAAUACAGGUCAUACAUUUUUCCGGAGACCGUCUUCACAGCAGUUACAGCGUACCAAAAUCAGUUAAUCACCAAACUAAAAAUAGACAGCAAUCCUUUUGCGAAAGGUUUCCGAGAUUCUUCCAGAUUAACUGAAUUCGACAGGGAUACAAUGGAAGCUUUAAUUGGGGACCCAGCCUAUCUUCAUUCACCGUUUAGGGCCCUCCUAGAACAUCCUGAACGUGAAGAUCUUCAAGCAGCUCUGGCGAGAGAAAACCUUUUAGGACUGCGAAGCCCCAUCCUCCCAUGGAAACCCACGGGUCCCUUGCCGUCUUUCACGGACACUUACGGCAUGCUAGCGAAUCUGCCAGCAAUGUAUGCCAUGAAUCCGGCUAGUAGGGCCCAUAUGUGGGCGCAGUGGGGUGCAGGAGGCCUGGGCCAUCAUUUAGGACUAUUAUGUGCUGCGAGUGCUGCUUCUUCUCAACCAUGUGGCGUUCUUAGGCCUGCAUCGCUUCCUCCAACGGAAGCAUACGGCAUCCAUCGGUACAUGCCAUACUUUUACGGUGCUAAGAAGGACUCCAACGAUGUAAAAGACAGUUCUGCUAAUCACACUCCAUUCAGGUGAGGAUCUUGAAUGAAAUUCUAGACUUCUUGUUAUUCGCGAAAGCUGAGAAAAGAGACUUUCAGAAGAUGGCCGUUUGUUCCUUCUGUUAAAGAAGAAUGUAGUGAUGAACUGUCACCAGAUAAAUGUUUCCCGGUUACGAAAUAUUAUUAUUGAGAUUGUGUACAGAUAUCUACAAAAGGAAGAGUGCUCAGUUUAAGUUCCUGCUUAAGACACUCAUUCUGAAUAAAUUCAGACUUUGUGAGAGAUAGAUUUCUAAAUGAACUCUGCUGUACGAGCUCAUUCAAAAAUGUAUAUGUGUGCUAUCCAAAAGCUGAAUAGAGAAGUUAUAAUUCAGCUGUAAUAUUAAAUUUAAUCAUUUUUCAAAACUGACGGCAUAUUAAGACUAAAUUUCAAAUUCUUAAAUGUGAAAUUAUAAUCGAGUAAUAGUAGAGUAAGAAAAAUUCCUCGUGAUCUUAAAACUGAUUUUUUAGAGAGAUGCAGUAUUGACCUUUUAUAAUUAUCUGCAGUUUUAAUAAAUAGAUGAAUUAAAUUCUAAAUGAACAGAAAGUUUUUUUUUUUUUUUUUUUUUUUUUUUUUUUUUGUUUUGUUAAAGGAGAACUACGAGAACAUUUGUUAAAGGAACUGAGCUUCAAAAAAAAAGUUUUUUUUUUCAAACUAAAUAAAUACGUUUUAAUUUGUGAAUUUCGGAUACUUUAAGAAAACUUGAUACAAUUCCUUAGACAAAUUCUUCAUUUUUAGUCAAAUAUUGGUAAAUAUCAGGAAGUAAAGAUUAUUAAACAAAUUUAUGACUCUCUAAAAUAAGAUAAACAGUGGAAGUAAUAAGCACUAAAAAUGAAGGAAAACUUCCGUGUUUAGCUUUUGGAUAUUUUGCAACAUGUAGUGUAUAGUUUUCAUCUUUAAAAUUCUGUGCUUUCAAAUGAAGACAAAAUGUUAAAUUUAGAUAAUAUUGAAUAGUUUAAAUUAUCAUUUGUGAAAUGUGUUUUACUUAAAAAAGAGAUGAGCAGCCAAUAUCGGUUAGUAGCAUAAAGACCCUAUUAAAGUUUUAACUUAAAAAAAAAUGUAAAAAUUCUGUUGUACAUUUGACAAAGGGGGGGACUAAGAAAUUUAAAUACAACUUUUAAGUACAAAUUAAUAAUAAACAGCAAAGAAAAUGAAUUGAAUUAAUUCAGAAAACCAAAUAUUGCAUGUAAUUCCAAAAAUUACAAAAGUAAAUCAUGUUUUUAUUCCUGUGAUAUUAUGUUUUGAAAGUGCGCGUUAGUUUUAAAAUUUUUUUUUGUUGCAGUUUUUGAUGUUAGCUAAAUCAGAAUGUUGUGCGCUGCAUAUAACUGCGCAACGUACAUUAAAAAAUACAUCAGAUAUGUGCGACAUUAAUAUUUAUUGAUUGACUACACUUCACCAUUUCAUGAUUUGAAUUUUUUAAAAGGAAACGUAAUUUGAAAUAGUUAAAGAAAAUUAUCGUAAAUAUGUGUAUAUAAUUUUCAUUUACGGUUAAUAAUAUUAGAUAUAAAUUU
Messenger RNA from Stegodyphus dumicola, 4604 nucleotides. RefSeq lists its product as uncharacterized. Gene Ontology annotation, biological process: regulation of transcription by RNA polymerase II; heart development; cell fate specification. Gene Ontology annotation, molecular function: DNA-binding transcription factor activity, RNA polymerase II-specific; RNA polymerase II cis-regulatory region sequence-specific DNA binding. Gene Ontology annotation, cellular component: nucleus; chromatin. The record is from RefSeq and is a predicted model, not a curated record. Lineage: Eukaryota; Metazoa; Arthropoda; Arachnida; Araneae; Eresidae.